Carya illinoinensis is the source of this 928-nucleotide messenger RNA. Its product is annotated as acylphosphatase-like. The transcript is spliced from 3 exons. NCBI's taxonomy places the organism in Eukaryota, Viridiplantae, Streptophyta, Magnoliopsida, Fagales, Juglandaceae. Bases 229 to 717 code for a protein of 162 amino acids. The record is from RefSeq and is a predicted model, not a curated record. Gene Ontology annotation, molecular function: acylphosphatase activity.
UUAGGUUAUUGAAGGUGUGAACCCCUUAUUGACACCACUUCCGGUUCCUAGCCUCACUCUAAACUGAAAUAAUUCGUGCAACGAACCCGGCUGACACGUAAAUAUCACACCAAUGAGAGCAUAAUUAUAAAGCAUUGUUCGGAUGGCAUCAGCAGUUCCUCGACAACUAAGGCCAAUGUUUCGCCGUCCCUCGUAUCUCGGAAUCCUCGAGGUAAGUGGACCACUCAGAUGAUCAACAAUGCUUCUUGUACUCCUAGAUUCGCCCAUUUCCAUCAUCCUCACUAUCAUCCUGCUUAUCCUCCUAUUUCGCUUUGCCCUACUCUUCUUCUUCCUCGUCCUUCUCUUUAUUCUCUGCUCCGACCUCGUUCACCUCAUUUUCGACCUUCUCUGCCCCUCAUGACUACUCCUCAGGCCGCGACAGAGGAUUCCACCCAGCCCUCGACCAGAACGGUGAGGGUUGUGGUGAAGGGGAGGGUGCAGGGGGUGUUCUACAGGAACUGGACAGUGGAGAAUGCGGUCCAACUGGGGCUGAAAGGUUGGGUGCGGAACAAGAGGGAUGGCUCUGUUGAAGCUCUGUUCUCUGGGAACCCUGAUGCUGUUCAGGAGAUGGAGCAAAGGUGUCGUCGGGGCCCACCAGAUGCCAUGGUUACUGGGCUCCAGGUUUUUCCUACCAGCGAUGAUCCUGGCUCUGGAUUUGAGCGCAAACGAACAGAGUGAUCAACCUUUGUAGCAAUAUUGUACCCAUUUGCUCUGCUAGUACGUAUAUAAUAGUCUUUUCUCUGUAUAAAGAUUAUGUUUCAAUGACUUGCUUUGGCAAAACAUAUAUGAUAUAAUGUGUAGUAGGGGUGCCAUAUAUGUUUCAAUGACUUAUUAUGUUUCAGUGGUUACAUUGCUGAAUGAUAUGAUCCUAAAUGGCUUGUUAUAUUUA